UUACAGCCACCAUUGGUCCAAGCAAUCUUCAGCGGUGAUCCAGAGGAGAUACGGAUGCUCAUCUACAAAACGGAAGAUGUGAAUGCUCUGGAUUCUGAGAAGCGAACCCCACUUCACGUGGCUGCGUUUCUGGGAGAUGCAGAGAUCAUUGAACUCCUGAUUCUGUCAGGAGCUCGUGUGAAUGCCAAGGACAACAUGUGGCUGACCCCGCUUCACCGGGCUGUUGCCUCCAGAAGUGAAGAAGCAGUGCAAGUGUUGAUUAAGCACUCGGCUGACGUCAACGCGAGGGACAAGAACUGGCAGACCCCGCUGCACGUGGCAGCAGCCAAUAAGGCUGUCAAGUGUGCGGAAGUCAUCAUCCCCCUGCUGAGCAGCGUCAACGUCUCUGACCGAGGGGGACGCACAGCCUUGCACCAUGCCGCUCUGAAUGGCCACGUGGAGAUGGUUAAUUUACUCUUGGCCAAAGGGGCAAACAUCAAUGCGUUUGACAAGAAGGAUCGGCGUGCUCUGCACUGGGCAGCUUACAUGGGCCACCUGGACGUUGUGGCGUUGCUCGUUAACCACGGCGCGGAAGUGACGUGUAAGGAUAAGAAGGGCUACACGCCCCUGCAUGCCGCGGCCUCCAACGGGCAGAUCAGCGUUGUCAAGCAUCUCCUGAAUCUGGGGGUGGAGAUUGAUGAAAUCAACGUAUAUGGAAACACGGCCCUCCACCUGGCCUGCUACAACGGGCAGGAUGCUGUAGUCAACGAGCUGACCGACUACGGUGCUAAUGUGAACCAGCCCAAUACCAGCGGAUUCACCCCGUUGCAUUUUGCUGCUGCCUCCACACACGGUGCUUUGUGUCUUGAACUAUUAGUAAACAACGGGGCGGAUGUUAACAUUCAGAGUAAAGAUGGUAAAAGUCCUCUGCACAUGACAGCUGUCCACGGAAGGUUCACACGGUCACAAACCCUCAUUCAGAAUGGAGGUGAAAUUGACUGUGUGGAUAAGGAUGGCAACACUCCUCUCCAUGUGGCUGCAAGAUACGGUCAUGAACUUUUGAUUAACACCUUAAUAACCAGUGGAGCUGACACAGCCAAGUGUGGAAUCCAUAGCAUGUUCCCCUUACAUUUAGCUGCCCUCAAUGCUCACUCUGACUGCUGCAGAAAGUUAUUGUCAUCGGGCUUUGAAAUAGACACCCCAGAUAAAUUUGGAAGAACAUGCCUUCAUGCUGCUGCUGCAGGAGGUAAUGUGGAAUGUAUAAAACUCUUGCAGAGCAGCGGAGCAGAUUUCCAUAAAAAGGACAAGUGUGGGAGGACCCCUCUGCACUAUGCAGCUGCAAAUUGUCAUUUCCACUGUAUUGAGACAUUAGUGACCACAGGGGCUAGCGUUAAUGAAACCGAUGACUGGGGCCGCACCGCUUUGCACUAUGCUGCUGCAUCAGACAUGGAUAGAAAUAAGACUGUCUUAGGAAACGCCCAUGAAAAUUCCGAAGAACUUGAAAGAGACAGAGAGCUGAAAGAAAAGGAAGCUGCACUAUGUCUAGAGUUUCUGCUUCAGCAUGAUGCAAAUGCAUCUAUCCGGGACAAGGAAGGCUACAAUAGCAUACAUUAUGCUGCUGCCUAUGGCCACAGACAGUGUCUGGAAUUGCUUUUGGAAAGAACCAACAGUGUUUUUGAAGAGUCAGAUGCUGGUGCUACCAAGAGUCCGCUCCACUUAGCUGCCUACAAUGGGCACCACCAGGCCUUGGAAGUCCUUCUGCAGUCGCUGGUGGACCUGGACAUCAGGGAUGAGAAAGGCCGCACUGCUCUGGAUCUGGCAGCCUUUAAGGGACACACAGAAUGUGUGGAAGCACUUAUCAAUCAGGGUGCAUCCAUCUUUGUGAAAGACAAUGUAACCAAAAGAACCCCACUUCAUGCCUCAGUAAUUAAUGGUCACACACUGUGUUUGCGGCUAUUACUAGAAAUUGCAGACAACCCAGAAGUGGUUGACGUGAAAGAUGCCAAAGGACAAACCCCGCUGAUGCUUGCAGUAGCAUAUGGACACAUUGAUGCUGUUUCGUUGUUACUUGAAAAGGAAGCAAAUGUGGAUGCUGUUGACAUCAUGGGCUGCACAGCUUUACACAGAGGGAUUAUGACAGGACAUGAGGAAUGUGUGCAAAUGCUGCUGGAACAAGAAGUGUCGAUUCUGUGUAAAGACUCCAGAGGGAGGACACCCUUGCACUAUGCGGCUGCUCGUGGCCAUGCCACGUGGCUGAGUGAGCUGCUGCAGAUAGCACUUUCCGAGGGGGACUGUUCUUUCAAAGAUAACCAGGGCUACACGCCGCUGCACUGGGCUUGUUACAACGGUAAUGAAAACUGCAUAGAGGUACUUUUGGAGCAAAAAUGUUUUCGAAAAUUUACUGGUAAUCCCUUCACUCCACUGCACUGUGCAAUAAUAAAUGAUCAUGAGAAUUGUGCAUCAUUGCUCCUUGGGGCCAUAGAUUCCAGUAUUGUCAAUUGUAGAGAUGACAAAGGCAGGACACCACUUCAUGCAGCAGCAUUUGCUGAUCAUGUGGAGUGCUUGCAGCUUCUUCUGAGACACAACGCUCAAGUGAACGCAACAGACAAUUCAGGGAAAACAGCACUGAUGAUGGCUGCUGAGAACGGGCAGGCCAGCGCUGUGGAUAUUUUGGUGAACAGUGCCCAGGCUGACCUGGCUGUAAAGGAUAAGGACUUGAACACACCCUUACAUCUGGCUAGUAGUAAAGGUCAUGAAAAAUGUGCCUUGUUAAUACUUGACAAGAUACAAGACGAGAGCCUUAUUAAUGCAAAAAACAAUGCACUGCAGACACCCCUCCACGUUGCUGCGCGCAAUGGCUUGAAGGUAGUCGUUGAGGAGCUGCUAGCCAAAGGGGCUUGCGUACUUGCUGUAGAUGAAAAUGCUUCUAGGUCAAAUGGACCCCGUUCCACACCCGGAAUAGCUGUACAAAAAGAAGAAUGAGACUUUUUAGAUUAUGCACAUACACAUGCACACGUAUUUGUAUGUAUUUAUAUAUAUAUGUCUGUAGUUCGUCAACCAGCUAUCCACGAGGACCAAAAUGCUUCAGUCUAAAAUGGAAGAUUUAAAUUGCUUUCCUUCGAAGUGGAAGUGAGAACUGAAAUAGCUUUUCUAUGGAGUUAAAAUGUCAUCGUUUUGCAUAACAGUCUUUGUUGUGUUUUAUAUUUCUUAUGACACAGAUUUCUAGUUGAUGGCUUAACAUUUGUAACUGAUAAUGUGUUGACUACAGCUUAUUUUUUUUGCCAAACUAGAGAAAAUGUUCAUAUACUUUUGAUGUAAAUGUGUUUGUAUUUAUUUGAAAUGAAACAAAUGCCGAGGAAACAUCCAUUGUUUGUUCUCUGUUUUAAUUCCUACUUGUCUUACUUGGAAUCAUGAAAAAGCCGGAAAAUACACAGGACUCUCCCUGGGCUGGCCCGCAGUCCUGGGGCCAAGCCCAGCAGCAUUUCCAAUCCUAAGGUUUCCAGCCAGCCCUCAGGUUCUUCCACGUCGGUCGGAAAGGGGUAAAACAUCCGUGGCUCAGCCCGUGUGUAGCCAGCUCAGAGCUUAAAAGACACUGCAGUCCUGUGAUCUUCUGCGAGAUGAAAACUGAAGUGUGUACUGGAUCAUAUGCCCAAAAGUGGCCCAAAGAAAGAUAUAGAAAUUAUCCUGAAUACGCUGAAAAUCUCACAUGAUCCCAGCAACCUCAUGGGAAACUAUGGCAGUGUGUGCGCACAUGUACCAAGAAGAGAAAUAAAAAUCACCAGCUUAUGCUAUUUUCCACUUGAGGAAGAGACAGGAAAGAAACAUGUUGCAUUAAGGUAGUGCUCUCCGACAUUUUAUAAUCGAUUCCAUUUUCACCCUGAAAAUUUCUAUCUUAUAAUAUAUGUGAGAUAUUUUUAAAACAGUGUUCUAUCAUGUCUGGAUCAAAUACAGAUACUGUAUUAUAUAUUUCAUCUAAUUGUAAAAGGCUUUAAUCUUACUCUGUAAUAUCCUGGAUUUAAUUAAAAACUCAUGCUGGGUUCUUCACAAAUGAGAACUUGUUCAGAGGACUUCUAAGAACUGGUAUUAAUUUCACUGAAAAAUUUUGACACCACCAUAUUGUUUUUUUAAUUCUUGGUGUUGUGUUCCCCUCCUUCCUCUGUCCUUUCUGUUUGUUUCGAGAAGAUGAGUUUCGAAAAAGCGGAUAAAUUGCUAAUGAGCAGUAAUGACCUUAUCUUUACCAAAACCCUGAAAAUAAGGGAGAUCUAACACUGAAGAAGCACGAUAUACUGCGGAGUCUUUUUCUAGAAGCGAAUGGAAAUCUUGCUCAGUUGGCAUUUAAAGCAGGAUAUGCGAUGCCUGCUUUAAUUGUGAAGCAGCGUUAACAUUUUUCCCCGGUAGAGUAGCACAGAGAACAAGAAACAUUGCGGCAAAACAGCGGCAGCCACGCGACAUUACCUCCACGGAGCUGCGUUCUGACUUCUCCCCGCUCUUUCACUGCUGGAAAGAAGGAAGACAAAGGAACAAAAUGAAAUCAUGCUAUGAAUUGUUCACUGAAUCCAUCUCUCGCCCCCGCUCUCUUUCUCUUUCUCCCUCUUCCCCAGACCAAUUUUUUUCCUUUAAGAAACGACUUUAAAAACUAUGAGUUCUGCUUUUCACAUACAUCUCUUAGAAAUAAAGCUAGAUUUUCCGCAUAGCUAUUUAAGAAAAACAAAAACGGAAAACAUUGUGCUUUUACCUUAAUGUGUUCUUUUUAGACUGUAUUUUAACCACAGCCACGGGGAUCAUGUUUCAUCGCACUUACCUAUUCGCCGGUGUCUGCCUAUCCUGGGUAAAUAUGUUACUAUCUCCAAAUUGCCUAAAAUCUGCUAUGAUUCCACAGUAAAUAGCUCAGGGGAUUUCUAUUUAUCACUACUAAAAGGGCACCAUAGUAUGUUUUGGUACUUUAGGCAGUAAACAGCUGCUUGGUUUAUUAUUUUAUUAUUAAAUUAGGACAAGAACAUCAAAUGGAUUUGCUGCACUAGUAAUUCUUCGUACUGUUGAGCAACUUGGUUUGCUUAUCUGUUGUGUUGGUUGAAGAACUCAUCCCUUUUUUUUUGUCUUGGAAUAUGAAGUUAGAGUGCCUUUUUAUAUUUGUACAUUCUGAAAAUGUUCUGUGAAAUGUUUGGUAUUUUUUUUCAUUUGAGUGUUAUCAGAGCAAUAUAAUACCAGUGAGUUUUCAUUUCAGCCUUUCUUUGAAUGUGUAGAGUGUCUUUGUCCUCCUUCCCCUUUUACCUGCUUUGAAAUGAAAAUGAAGAUGCAAAGUUUUCUAUAGGAAUUGUUUGAUAUUGCAGUGCUAAACUGCUUUCUUUUUACAAAACUGUAAACCAUAGGUCAGUGUUAUAGGGCAAGAGAGCGUUUUAAGAUAGUGACAAUCUGAGUGUGUGUAUAAAAUGUAAUUCUAAGCGUUUCUUAUGCAGUGAUCUAAAAAUUCAAUGCAAAUAUCUUUUGUUUGGUAGUUUUGUCUAUAUAUUUUAUGCUUUAGCAUGUGCAAUAUAUCUUUGUAAAGCGCGAUGAUACAAAUCUGGUGCCAGUGUUAUAUUUUGCAUAUUUGUAACAGCAUAAAAUGUUGUUUGAUGAUUUCAGUGGGAUUUUUGUCUGAAAUGUUUUCUUAUGUAAGUUGGAGUUGAAUGACUCUGGUAAAUGCCAUGACUGUAAAAAUGAGGAAAUGACUUUGAACCAAUCUGAAUCUUCUCAAGCACAGUUUAAUACUUUUUCAACUACUGAAUGCUAAUAAUGUAAUGAAGUGCUUAACUGUAAUAUACUAUGGAAAUGCAUUCAGAUGGUUAUUUUUACAAAUAAAAGCGGUACAAAUCUUGUUGCAA
Lipotes vexillifer (Yangtze River dolphin) is the source of this 5840-nucleotide messenger RNA. RefSeq names its product ankyrin repeat domain 44 (gene ANKRD44). The transcript is spliced from 27 exons. The coding region runs from base 55 to 2961 and encodes 968 amino acids. The record is from RefSeq and is a predicted model, not a curated record. Gene Ontology annotation, molecular function: protein binding. NCBI's taxonomy places the organism in Eukaryota, Metazoa, Chordata, Mammalia, Artiodactyla, Lipotidae.